CCAGACAUAGGACACAGACAACAACAGUGACAGAUCAAGACCGCAUUUCUGUUUGCAACCAGCUAUGGGUGUAGUCUGAAAAGUGGAUACAGUAGCGCACCGCAAAAUACCUCGAAGUUUCAUCCUCAUGAAGGAGCUCCGUCCUGGCUGAGUUUGGGAGAUGGGAGUACUCAACAUUGCAGACCAGCCUCCUCUGGUCCAGGCCAUCUUCAAUCGUAAUGCUGAAGAAGUUCAACUAUUAUUGCACAAAAAGGAGGAUGUCAAUGCACUGGACCAAGAGCGCCGUACGCCACUUCAUGCUGCUGCCUGUGUGGGUGACGUCCAUAUAAUGGACCUCCUCAUUGAAUCAGGUGCCACUGUAAACGCUAAAGAUCAUGUUUGGUUGACCCCGUUGCACAGAGCAGCUGCUUCCAGGAAUGAAAGGGCAGUGGGUCUGCUGCUGAGGCGUGGAGCAGAGGCAAACGCACGAGACAAGUUCUGGCAGACGCCGCUGCAUGUGGCUGCUGCCAACCGUGCCACGCGCUGCGCAGAGGCCCUGCUGACCCAGCUGAGCAACCUGAACAUGGCAGAUCGCACCGGCAGAACUGCCCUGCACCACGCAGCUCAGAGUGGGUUCCAAGAGAUGGUGAAGCUGCUGCUGAACAAAGGGGCCAACCUGAGUGCCAUCGAUAAGAAAGAGCGACAGCCCAUCCAUUGUGCUGCUUACUUGGGGCAUGCAGAGGUUGUGAAGUUACUGGUGUCCCGCAGUGCAGACAAGAGCUGCAAGGAUAAGCAGGGCUACACGCCUCUCCAUGCUGCUGCUGCGAGUGGUCACAUCGAAAUUGUAAAGUACCUACUGAGAAUGGGGGCAGAGAUUGAUGAGCCCAACGGCUUUGGAAACACUCCUCUCCACGUGGCUUGCUACAUGGGGCAAGAGGCAGUUGCUACCGAGCUGGUGAACCAUGGAGCUAAUGUUAACCAGCCCAACAAGUGCGGCUACACCCCUCUGCACCUGGCUGCCGUCUCCACCAACGGUGCCCUCUGUCUGGAGUUGCUGGUCAACAAUGGGGCAGAUGUCAACCAGCAGAGCAAAGAAGGGAAGAGCCCCCUGCACAUGGCAGCCAUUCAUGGACGCUUCACACGCUCUCAGAUCCUCAUCCAAAACGGUGGGGAAAUUGAUUGUGUGGAUAAGUAUGGCAAUACUCCUCUCCACGUUGCUGCUAAGUACGGCCAUGAACUGCUGAUCAGCACUCUGAUGACCAACGGAGCAGACACGGCCAGACGUGGGAUCCAUGGAAUGUUCCCCUUGCACUUAGCUGUGCUGUACGGGUUUUCAGACUGUUGUCGCAAGUUACUCUCCUCAGGUCAGCUGUAUAGUAUAGUUUCAUCAAUGAGUAAGGAGCAUGUACUAUCUGCUGGGUUUGACAUAAACACCCCUGACAACUUUGGGAGGACCUGUCUACACGCUGCUGCCUCUGGAGGAAAUGUUGAAUGUCUGAACUUGCUCUUAAGUAGUGGUACCGACUUGAAUAAGAGGGACAUAAUGGGAAGGACUCCGUUGCACUAUGCGGCUGCUAAUGGGAGGUACCAGUGCACUGUGACCCUGGUGAGCGCUGGCGCUGAGGUCAACGAGCCUGACCAGACAGGCUGUACUCCCCUGCACUACUCUGCCGCCUCCCAAGCCUUCAGCAGAGUUGAUCGUCAUUUUUCUGGGAACCAUCAGAACGAUGAGGAUGAGGCGAAGGAGUCCUACUUCUGCUUGGAGCAUCUUUUGGACAAUGGUGCUGAUCCAUCGAUGGUUAACUCAAAGGGUUACAGUGCUGUUCACUAUGCAGCUUACCAUGGCAACAAACAGAACCUGGAGUUGCUCCUGGAGAUGUCUUUUAAUGCACUAGGAGACAUAGAGAGCAGUAUUCCAGUCAGUCCACUGCAUCUUGCUGCUGAUAAAGGUCACUGGCAGGCGCUGCGUGUGCUGACGGAGACUGCAGCCUAUGUGGAUAUGCAGGAUGCUGCAGGCCGUUCUGUGCUCUACUUGGCCGCCCAGAAAGGCUUCGCCCGCUGUGUGGAGGUACUGUUGGCUCAGGGGGCUUCCUGUCUCCUCAAUGACAACCGCCUCAUGUGGACUCCAAUUCACGUUUCAGCUGCCCACGGCCACUCGGACUGCCUGCGCAUGAUGAUUGAUUACGGGGAGGAGGGAGAUCUCACCAACGUUGCAGACAAAUUUGGCCAGACCCCUCUGAUGCUAGCUGUUCUGGGAGGUCACACUGACUGUGUCCACUUCCUGUUGGAGAAGGGUGCCUUGCCAGAUGCCAAGGACAAGAGAGGCAGCACAGCCUUGCACAGAGGGGCGGUGUUGGGUCAUGAUGACUCUGUGACAGCCCUGCUGGAGCACAAAGCUUCUGCACUGUGUCGGGAUGCCCAGGGUAGUACACCGCUGCACUACGCUGCAGCCAGAGGCCACACAGAGAUCCUGGCCAGUCUGGUGCAGGCCGCCAUGGCAACAGACCCACAGGACAAACUGCUGGACAACAAACAAUACACCCCAUUACACUGGGCUGCUUACAAAGGGCACGAAGACUGUUUGGAGGUUUUACUUGAAUUUAAAACAUUUAUCCAUGAAGAGGGAAACCCUUUCACCCCCCUGCACUGUGCUCUGAUGAAUGGCCACAGCGGUGCUGCAGAGAGGCUGCUGGAAUCUGCUGGGGUCCAUAUGAUUAACACCAGAGAUGCCAAAGGAAGGACCCCCCUGCAUGCUGCUGCUUAUGCCGAGGAUGUCGCAGGACUUCAGCUGGUGCUUCGCCAUGGAGCAGAGAUUAAUACAGUGGAUGAAAGUGGACGCUCUGCUCUGAUGGUGGCUGCUGACAAGGGACACAGUGGCACCGUGGCCAUCCUCCUUCACCGGGCCAAGGCUGACCUGACACUGCUGGAUGAGAACAGGAACACUGCCCUGCACCUGGCCUGCAGCAAGGCUCAUGAGAUGUGUGCCCUGCUGAUUCUGGGGGAGAUCCACAGUCCGACACUCAUAAACGCCACCAACAGUGCUCUGCAAAUGCCCCUCCAUCUUGCAGCACGUAAUGGCCUGGCUACGGUGGUGCAGGCACUGCUGAGUAGAGGAGCCACUGUGCUGGCUGUGGAUGAGGAAGGCCACACCCCAGCUCUGGCCUGUGCUCCCAACAAGGACGUGGCUGACUGCCUGGCUCUGAUCCUCUCUACCAUGAAGCCUUUCCCCCAGCGGGACCCUUCCUCCUGCUCCUGCUCCUCUCCCACCGUCUCCCCCUCCCCGGGUCUCAACUUGCUGAAGCACUGCGGCAUCACCGCCACCUGCGCCCCCCUGCCCAGCAACGGCCUCCACAACGGCUACGUCAAAGACCGUCACGGUGCACCGGUCGGCCUGGACGGGUGUCUGUCUGAGUGAGGUCACGCGCCCCCCUCAGUCAGCUGCUAUCACCAUCAUCACCACCAGGGGGGGACUCCCUUUAACAUGGCCCCCUGAGGACCAGGAGAGCACCCACCCACAUGUCUGUUCCGUGUAUGUAUGUGUCUGUGUGUCUGUGUGUGCGUGAGUGUUUGGUCUUCUCUUGAGGUGCAGUCAAACCUAAUAUGCAAUUAGAUCCCAUUCCUCCAUCUCCUAGUAGUGCUUAAUACGUAGAGGCGGAUUGCUCUACAAGGUCACUCGGACGAAGUGUGGCAUCUAAAAACAAACACUAGCAAUCUGGCCAUCUCUAAAUCAUUUAACCCUUUAAAACCACAUAAUUAUAUAACUGACAUCUAAGAGCAUGGAGAUCGCUGUAUCCUCUUCAUAUCAUUCAGUAUAAAAGUCAUAUCAUGUUUAAUCAGUUUUGGUGACCUUGUAGAGGAACAUACAGCCUUUUCCCAAAAGAAUGAUCAAAGAGUUUCUUUGUUUUUGUUUUUUUUUUGUUUUUUUCUCUUUUUUAUUUUUUGUUUUUAAUUGUCAGUUAGCCUAGAUUUUUAUGAAGGAACCACACAAGGGAAAAAUCUAAAAAAUGUUUUUUUUUUUUUGCUUAAGAGUGCAAUGCUUGUGUACUACAGUACAAUCCGAAAAUUUGGAAAAGGGUCACAAAGAUGUUAAUUCCAUAGUGUACUUUAAAUGUACGGCCUAGAAUUGUUUGGCAUUUUAAGAUAAUUUGGUAAUGCUGCUGAAUACGUUAGCAUGUCUCCUUCCAAAGGAGAGCCACGUUCGGGUCAGCGCUGUAACAUCGACAUGUUCUUGAUGCUGACUUCAUGUUUUAAAGAUGCUAAAUAAGUGUUUGUUAAGCUAGAAUGUUUCUAAGCAUAUAACUUAUGACCAAAGUUGAUCAACACUAUUAUGGCUAUAAAUUAUUUAUUUGAGAUGAACUGUACUGUAUAGAGAAAGACAAUAGAUCUUGAUAUACCUCGUCAACUCGUUUAGCAGCUGCUUCAUCUUCACCCAGGGUCCGUAGGCCUAAUGUUCUCUUUUUGUAGGACUAGAGAACUACUGUAGGAUAGUGACUGACUGAGGCCUUGUUUAUUUCUAGAUGAAGGCUUUACUAGUAAUAUCUGCCAACAACACCUCAUCAAAGCAUCAUAUAUCUGAGCACAUAAAUGAACAAGCCAUUUCAAUUUAUUUCCCAUCUCUUUGACAGUGUUUUUUUGAAGAAAAAAAAAAAAAAAAGAUUUCAGAAUUUGAAUGGCCUAAUUAUUGAAAAGAGAGCAAUCAAGUUUUUUUUUUUCGUUUUUUGGGCACUAACAGCAUUUUUUGUUUUUGUUUUUUUUUUCUUUUUCUUCUUUUGUGUUUUUUGAAGUUGAACUGGUUUUUAACAAGCUCUCACUAAAGGAGUAUUUCUUGGAGCUGGUGAACUAGUCUUAAACAUCUAAUAGCUCAUAUCUCAACUUCUCUGUGGUCAACUCUGAUCAAUUUUAACAGAUAAAUAGUAUUGUCUGCUAUUUUUUAUUGGGCAGUUUUCAAGCAAUAUUUUUCUUUUGGCCUUUUUUUUGUUUAACGUUAUUGAAUAGACAAUCACUGUCACAAGGGCUUUUGUUUCCCUGGAAUGUGUUUGAUUUUUCUUUUUUCCUUUUUUUUUUUCUUUUUCGUUUUUAUUAUUUCAAGGAAAAAAAAAAUUACCUAAAGACUAAACGAAUGGCUCUGUGUGUGCCGGGCAUUUUACUGUCAGUGUCAACACAAAUGCACUGGAUUGCCUUUAUGGCAUCUCAUGAAAUGCCUUUUUGACCCAUGCCUUCCGUAACACAUCAUUUCAGUUGGAUUGCGUAGUGGCAGAGUACGAUGAGCCCUGACACUGAUUAUCUUUCCACCCAUUUGAUAGCAACAGCAUUGAACCACAGUUGCACCAUAGUUAUCUAGUGGAAAAUAAAUUGCCCCGACAUAUCUCCAUAUGUCCCGGCGGUAUCAAGACCAGGGAGUUGAUAUCCCUUAUAAAAGCAAAUAGGGCUAAGAGGACAAGGAGAGGGAUCUUUGCUUAGGCCAAUACCUGUUGUUUAGAUUUCAGGAAUAGCAGAAAUCCAAAUAUGUGCUUUUUUUGGUGUUCAUUUUGUCGUCGUCUCAUCCCAUUUCUGGUACUAAGCAUACUAAAGAUGAUUGUAUCGGACCACUAGAGCUGUUUGUGACUUUUAGAUGUUAUAUCUAUGCUAUUUUGUCGUCGUUUUAAGACCAUCUGCUGGUGGUUAAAAUUACACUGAGUCAGAUUGUUUUCAUUGGUGUCAUAGCUUCAUAUCCACUGGUAAUGAAGUGGCACAAUUGCACACAUUAGUUGACUGGAUGAGAGAUGAGGACCUAAACUAGGCAAUGUCGUUAAAAAUCCCCUGCGAAAGGUUUGUUUUAUUUGAUUCACUAAAACGAAGUCAAAGUCCAUUUCAGAGCAGUAAUUUAGUCUUAGAGUCGUAGUUUGCAUUUAAAUUGACCUUUUUAUAAUUGAUUGAAAUGAAAUGGAACUAAUUGGUGACCCCCAGCUUUUGUUCUCUUGAUCAAUUUAUAAUUUCCAGGAGAACAGUUAUGGUUUUUAGUGUUAUUAAUAUUAAGGGUAGGUACAUAAUUUUUUGUAAUCUCAGGAUCUGUGCUGAAGCAGCAGGCAGAAUUUAUUAAUCCAAUCAGAUCUCAGCAGGAUGAUUAUGUCUGCUUCUCUUUUUUUUUUUUUUUUUGAUGGGAUGUUCCAUAAUUUAAUUCCUUUUUAUUAACCCAAAUCCCACAGCACUUAAUUAGAUAGUCAAGCACGCACUUUAGUACAUUCAGGUUCUAAGUGUGCAAAAUGGAGCAGAUGUAAUGUAUGUACUUAUGUUUACAUGCAUGUGUGUUGCUGCUGAAUACAGGAAGGAAGGGUUGCAAAAGACAAAACAAAGGCUGCAACGAAAUUGUGCUCUAACAAUGCAUUACUUAAAAAAAAAAAACUACAAAAAAAACCUUUAAAAAAAAAAAACUAACUAAAAACAACAUACUAUGGGACAGUUUCCACUGCCCACUGACUUUACUUUUUUGCUGUUAUCCAUUUCCGGGCAAAUGGCCCAACAUACAGUGACGAGGUUACGUUACCCAGCCUACUGUUAAUAAUACAGACUCUGUCACUUAAAGUCAGUCCAGUGGUUCAACAGACACCUCAGGCAGGCUCCUCAAAAUACUCUACAUACUCUCUCUGCCAUCUGUAGGUGCUGUCUGUUGGCGCAGGGAUUUUUUUUCUCUUGUGAUGUCCUUAACUGACCAGUAAAUGGAGCCAUUGCCCCUUUGCGACUGUACAAGUUGCAGCUGAACCCUUUUGUUGUAUCACAGUAUUCUUAUACAUGCUUUUUCUUUUUUUUUUUUUUCUUUUUUUUUUUUUUAUUUGUGUGUACUAGUGAUAACUUGAGUGAUUGUGCAUGGAGCUAGAUCACAAUUUUGAUAUAGUAACGGUUGAACAAAGUGGAGCAUAUACAAUAUACCUGGUGUCCGAAACGGAAAGCAAUGAAAGGUCCAAUUGUAGCAAUAGAGAGUGUGUGUAAUCGUGUGCAGCACAAAUAUUGCACUGCCAUCCAUUUAGGCCAAUUCAGUAAAUCAUAGCAUAAAUGCCAAUGGAAGAUUUAAAUGCGGGUUAGAUGUUAUAAUCUUUGGUCACAAAUAAGGCCUGUUUGCCAAAAUGUGUUUGGGGGGGGGGGGGAACCCCUUCUUUGUAAAGCAGCAAUGGAUUUAUGCAUAUGUUCAAGCAGUUUACAGUCUGACCAUCAAAUCUGAGCCAUGAAUUUUCUGACUGAAAUGAAUGUAGAGUCAGUUUAGAGCAGGACGAUUUGCUUUCUCCCGACUUUAAACUGUUGCUCUUCAUUUGUCUUGCGUAGAUAUGAUAAUACAGGUAGCAUGUAAUAACAUAAAUCUCUACAUAUUCUACAGUAUGUGUAGUAGUCUUCCUGCAUCGAGGGUCUGGAUAGGUUUGUUUUUUUUUUUUCCUCUUCCCCUUGGCAUUAUUGUGGGAGUAUGGUGUCGUAUCGCUCUUCUUUCUCUAUACAUAUAUACAUAUUUGUGUGGAGUGUAGCCUAUAAGGUAAACAGGACAAGAGUUCAGAUGAAUUAAAACAUUCAUGUUCAUCCAUUCCAUUAAGAUUGCCUUACAGUACAGUAAAACAAGAGGGACAAAAAAAAAAGGUCUACAGUAGACAUGAUCACACAUACUCGUAAAUAGCCUAUAUUUGACAGAAAUGCACCUAAGCUACACCCAUUUAGUGCCAUAGAAACCUUUAUUUGCCUUUAGACAUAAAUCAUACUUACUUGGUCAGUAAUUUAUUCAGAAGUAGGCAGGAUUAUUACAAUUUUGUGUUUGGAGCUGCAUGUCUUUUCCGCAAUUAUAUUAGUCAAAGAAAAACUCUAUAUAAAUAUUUGCAUGGAAUAUUAGUACAUAAAUGCAAGUAUUCUGUUAAAAUUUGGUGUCGGUAGAAGUCUAUUGUAUAAUUGGACAUUUAGAAGAAUAUUGUUAGUCCCUUUUGGUAUUGGCAAAGCAAUCCCUAGAUUGUGUGUUUAUUUAAUGAGAUGGUUUAUAAUGUGUGUUACCAGGAUUUAAAAAAAAAAAAAUAAUCAUUUUUGAUGUCCAGAAGAAAAAGCAUGGUAUAUACAGUAUAGAAUUGAUUUGCCUCAAUGGAUGUCUCGGUUUUUACUUGAAGUAAAUGGCAAAUUUCAAUUCAACUCUCUGAUCCACUGUUGAGCCUUUUGCCUUAAAAGCUGAAAAAGGAAAAUGAUACCUGGCAGUACCUGAUAAGUUGCAUCACCUGCAGAGUUAUGCUACUUGGUUGGAUUACUAAAAGAAAAGAGAAAAUUUCUUGGCUAAUUUUGGUCUCGCAGACAUCUGCGGAUGUCGAGAAGCACACAAAUCAAUUGAGGUAGCACAUAGCUCAAGGUUGCCAUGGUGCAGAGAUUGUUCUGAGAGGUUAGGAUAUCGCCAUAUUUGCCACUGUGAAUGAAUGAAUUCAGAAAUUCACUCGUAAACAAUCAACUUUGGCUUCUCUGUCAUCCAGAGCCAAGGGACACUGGGGAUGAAAGUGGUGUACCUCAAAAAAAAAAAUAUUGAUGGAAAGAAAGGAAAUUCUUAUGAAAAAUGCUUGUACAGCUAUGCUAACAAAGAGUUAAAAUCUUGUGAUCCAUCUUGUCGUGGGUAGUGUAAUUCUGCUUAAACCAGCCUAAAUCAGAGAUGUAUCUAUGCGGAAGUGUUAGAAUAGUGUCGGCAGAUGUCUCUUGUUUCCUACCUUACAAAAGGGGGCAGCCAACUGCACCUUGUACUUUUUAUUAUUGGACCUGCAGUUUUACCUCAUCAGUGAUAUUUUGUGUGACUACGCUGACAUUUAUCCUCUGUGAUUUCUUCUCGUUUUUUUCCUGAUGCCAGUCGUGUAGAUUUCUCUCUCUUGUAGUGCGUGCGUGUGUGUGAGUGACUUUUCAAUAUAUGCAUGUCGAACCUAAACAUGCACAAGUCCCUUUUUUUAAAGACCAGAAAAGGAAAGUUAACCAUGUUUCAGCGUGUUUCUCUUCAUUACAACCAACAGAUGAGUCUGUUAUCUGGUGCAGGUCAUAUAGCGUGAAGGGUACAGUCUAAUUUAAGGUGGGGAAAUGAAGGUAGCUAUAAAACUUUACCUCUGUAAUUCAAAACAAUACAAUUUUACUGUAUGACUAAUGCUAGUUUGACCGCCUUCCCUGCCUGAACACUUGGUUAUUAAUUUCCCCCCACCAAUAGGACCUGUGUAAUAUCGAGCACAGUGGUGGCUUGGUGCCUUUUAUUUGUUACUACCGAAAGGUACGGUCUUCCAUUUGUAUUUCCCAGAAGCCUUACAAUGGGAAAAAUAAAUUACACUGAACGACUACAGUAGACAGGCUCAUAUUCCCUCUGAGCAUGAAUAUUUCAACCCUAUGUCAUCUGAGUUAUAAGAAGGAAAAAAAAAGGCCACAGAAGCUCCUUCUGCAUCAGCCUGGAUUUCAUUAAGUAUUUCCAGUGAUGCAGUGCUCCCAAAAAAUUGCACAGUACUGAUGCGAUUUAGGGUACAUCAAACAUUGAACGGAUGGGGAUCAAUAGUACGAAAGCACAAAUCCAAAGAAGGCACCUCGAGGCUCAGUUGGCUCUCCCAACACCAAGGAGUGAAGGAGCCGAUAGACCAAAUUUAGGCAAAGACGAGAGGGGACAAGACAUCCUCUGAGUGCAGAAAACAAGAGGUUUGAUUGUCAGUAACACAUUAACUGUAGAAAGACCGUUGUCUGAAAUUUCAGAGCUUCUUCUGAUUGUUGUUCUCCACUCUUUGGUAUUCAUCAACGAUCAGUAACUUCACAAUAUACGAACUGAGUUGUGAAACGAUGCGGUACCUGCGUUCAAGAUCAAGUUUAGGCAAAUUGUUUGUUGUGACUGUUGCAAAUUGAUUGUAGAGAUUGUUUUUGUGUUAAUUUAGGGUUAGACUGACUACGAGUAGGGUUGCAGUAGUAGCUGUGUGCAGUGUUAAUAACGGUGUGAUCAUACUAUAGAAGUGACGUAACAUUUGUUGUCUUUCCACGACAAUUAAGGCAUGAUUCAUCUUCUCUCAAGCUGACCUCCUUUUGAAAUAGACAAAAGAUAAAAAGUGCAAUAACCUUUUGUUUAUCAUUGCUUCCUCAGUUGAAAAAAAAAAACUAUUAUUUAAUAAGCCCUUUUUUUUUUUGUUAACACCAAAAGUCACUCAUCUGUAGCAAAUGAAGGAUUUCAAGUGGUCCUCUUGUUUGUAUUCAGAGAGGUGGCAUUUGAUAGUGGAGUGUUUGAUAUUCCAUUCUUAAAAACUGUGAUCAAUGUCCAACUUUAAAAGCUGCCUGCUCAGAGAAAGGACUGUGCACAAGUUGACUGAUAGAUUUUGAGUAGGUGCGUAUAUAAAUAUAUAUAUUUUUUGUUUUGUUUUUCCUCUCCACAUGGAUGGACUUUGAUGGUAUUGUAGUUUGGACUUCUGGUUUAUAGCCGGUAGACAUGUUCAUUUGCAUGUGUAGAUGUGUAUAUGCAUCCUCUUCCUCCUUGAAUGAAAUGUUUUCUCAAAAAUAUUUAGACCUGCUGUCAGUGAUGUAUGCGGAUAAAAGGAAAUAUGAAAUGCCUUAUUAUUGUUUUCAAUGUUAAGCAUUAAGGGUUCUUUACGUGUCCCUCCCUUUUCAGCGUGUAGCCUAAAGCUUGUACAGUUAAGAAACUCAUGAGAUUUAUAUCUACUGUAUAGCCUAUGUGUUUUCAGAAUUUGUUACUCGGAGGUCCUGUGAUUGUGGUUUUAGAGAAACAUUCCCCUUGAAAGUGCCGUUUGUUUUCACCAGCAGAGGAUGCGUCUUGUGGGGGAAAAAAAAUGUAUUUACACGAAGGAAAACAAAUGUUCAAAACACUUUCCCAGUGUUUACUGAUGAACCUGUUGAACUGAAUGACACAAAGUAUUUGUGCAGGUGAAAUAAGGCAGCAAUCUUCUGACGGAGCACCUUAUCGACUCGCUCCUUUUGUGAGCCCACAAUGGAAGUAGUCUCACACCAAGCUUGAUUACUCUAAAGCAGAGCCAUAUCAGAGAAUUUGCCCAUUAGGAGCCCCCUUGAAUGUGCUAUUAGGAAUAGCCUACUGUAGGAAAGGAUGUAAACUGCAUGUUCUGUGACAUUUUUAGUCGUGAUGGUCCCUUUCUUUUUUUUUCAUGUUUUUUUAUUUUUAGUCCGCUUCACUGUAGAUGUUGCCACCUCAUUGCAACUCACAAGCUAUUAACAAUCCUCUCACAACUGGACUUAAAGCAGGCGUCGAUCUGCUGCUGAUGCAGCCUUAAUUCAUUGCAAAUUUAAAAAAAAAAAAAAACACAACAUAAUGGAUUGCCUGUUUUUUUUACUUUUGAGUGGCUUAUCUGGGGAAAUACAAAGGAGCCCUUGUCACGAGGGGAAGGACUCUGAAUCAGGGCAUGUGAUGAGUUACAAUCAAAUAGUUUCACACUGCACCUUCACAAAAAAUAGAAAAAAAGAAAAAAAAAAAGAAAAAGAAAACGUUGGCUCGUCCACCCAACAUUCCAAAGUCGAUUUAAUUUCCCACAGUCCUGUCCCGCUGAUCGAGGAAAUCUUUUUUGCUUUUGCUGGUGAAUGAAGUGGGCACGUGUGUCAAUGACAGGGUUCCCUAUUUAGCCUAACGCUGAUUACCUCAUUUACAAAUCUGCAAAUAUACUAUUCUACUGUGUGUGUAAAGGAGUCAAUGCCAUCACCAGCAGCGUGGUCUCUAGACCUGUGAUGACAACAGGACCAAUGAAGUUACUCUGUUGAAAUUAGCCAGUUUAGAACAUGAGCAGUCUGGAAAUAAUAGGGUAAAGACACUAUUCAGAUUUUUUUUUUUUUUCUUUUUGUUUUCUAAGGCAGAAUGGGCCUCUAAGAUUUCUUCAGUUAGUAAAUCACCACGGCUGCUACACCAGUCUGCAUCUGGAGCUGUCAGGAAAGAGGCAGAUACAAUUUCGAGAUCUUUUGUGAGGCGAUAUUGCACAUUAUUUAAGGUGGAAAUCCAACGUUACACACGUGGCUCCUUAAAUGCUGACUGGAAUAGCAACUGUCGGCACUAGCGUGGUUCAAGAAGUCGAGCCGCGGCCUGGUGCGUCUCACUUUUGAUUUAAGUGAUCGAUCAUGUUAGCAUCACUCGCUGUUUUUCAGUAGCAUUUCUCCUACCUCCUUGUUUUGCAGCCUUGAGUAUUGUUUUGUCUCUCCACCUGUUCUGACUAAAAGAAAAAAAAAAUUCUAUUCACAGUACGGGAAUACAGAUUUAUCAUAAGCAAUGGUAGUUAUACAUAAAAAGUGUGCUUGGUUGUGCUGUAUGUGUAUAUGUCUAUUUGACGUUGAUGAUAAAAAAAAAAAAAAAAUAUUUAUGAGAAGCAUUUAUACGACAAAAUACCACUGGAAUGUGAAGCCAGACAAUGUUAUUAUGAUGCAGAUUAUGAUGAUAGUCUAUCCCCUUUAACAUUCAGUGGCGAAUGGUCAGAGGAGUCAUCUUCUUGGAAAUAAAUAACCAAGCAUUGGCUUUUUUGUUUUUAAACACCAUCCGCUUCUUUGGUUUCCUCUAGUGCGUAUACCUCCCUGUCUCGCCCGAUAGUGUACAUCGUUUCAACGUUUACAGCUUCAUUCUGGGUCAGCCAUCAGUUGCCCUGCAGUUGUAAUGAUACCACAGGUUGUCACGAAGGAAGAUAGUGAGGUGGAUUUGUAAUUCUGUACGAGGGCGAGUUUGAGCCCCUCGAGCCGUAUGCCUUUUCAAUCCAUCUGUCCACUCCGAACCAAAUUCUGCUAGAUAGGCGUCUGUCUCCACACUGCCCCGACAUUUUACAUUCAGUUUGACUAAAAGGGGUACAGGACAAGGUGAAAGGUUUGAGGUUUUCUGACCAGGGCCCCCCACCCAUCCACCACCCCUGCUCCCCCACCUGCUCACCUAUGCCUAAUCCAGGACAGGACCAGCCCCACCCCCACCCCCACCCUGCCCCGGCGUCAACCACCCACAUUUCUCUCACCUAAACCUCAAGCCAUUCAUUUUUCUGUUUUUGUUUUUUCGACAAUGCAAUCCUGAAAGCACUUUGCCUUGUUAUUCCUUUGUCUGAACAUGUGAAUGAUAAUUUGUUACAAAAAUGUUAAAUAUGUAAAAGAUCAUUCGCUGUUUUGGAAAAACCUGCAUCUGUCUUUCUGACGUUAAAAGAAAAAAAAAAAACAAUUUAGUGACAUUAAACCUGAAUCUAUUUUAUAAAAUGUUUGCUGCAGCCAAUUGGUCUUGUCAUUCAGUAUUGUGGCUUAGGGUUGUUUGUGUUCAAUAAAGUGCUAUUGCUAAAUA
Acanthopagrus latus (yellowfin seabream) is the source of this 13228-nucleotide messenger RNA. It is a transcript of the gene ankrd52a, whose product is annotated as ankyrin repeat domain 52a. The record is from RefSeq and is a predicted model, not a curated record. Gene Ontology annotation, cellular component: ciliary inversin compartment. Gene Ontology annotation, biological process: protein localization to ciliary inversin compartment. The transcript has 28 exons. NCBI's taxonomy places the organism in Eukaryota, Metazoa, Chordata, Actinopteri, Spariformes, Sparidae. Gene Ontology annotation, molecular function: protein binding. The coding region runs from base 161 to 3394 and encodes 1077 amino acids.